GGUGAGAAACGUGCUCGUCACCCUCGAAGAGCGCCUCGAGAGACUCAGUAAGCGCCGCGAGUUCGCCGUGGCCGGAAAUCUAUCGUGGCGUUCUUGUUCGUGUUUCAUGGCUUUCGGCCUCUGACGCGCCACUUCUCGACUCUGUCGCUCCUACGAGUGCGUACGUCGAGCUUAGAAAUAUCGUUAUUUAUCAUUCGAAUACCUUCGAUACAUGUAACACGCCGGAAAUUGCUAACAGAUCGAACUGCGAUAUAUCAAAGUUUAGUGCAAGAGUCGAGUCGCGUUUCGUGUAAGAAAGUUGAACGAGGUCUGGUUCCUUGGUGAUACAAAAGGAUUUCGUUCCGGAUGGUGCGCAAAGGAAGAAACAGUCGUGACCAGACUGGUUGCUUUGUCUGUUAAGAUCCGUAGAAAUUCGACACACGGUAAAAGCAAUUACGUUAAGAGGUCCCUGAGUCGGGAGCAGUGUGUCUCGAGAGACGAUUCGGUCUCUCAUCCCUCGCUCCUUGCGGCAAGCUUGCAAAGGAUCGCGGGACAGUUUGUGGUUAGCUGACGUCAUCAAGAACAAACAAGCAGAUCGAAGAUCCGCAGGAAGAGAGAUAUUAUAUAUCUGUGUUGAGAGACAAAGAGCCGCCUAGGAGUCGUUGUCCCAACAGAGGGAAAAUUAGAAAAGGGAAUAUCAGUUGCUAGAAACGUACGGAGGAGACAGAAAAGGAGAGAGAUUUCAUCUGGAGAAGUCUGAAUUCCUGUCGGAGCUUCGUUCUAUUCGAUGACGAUUUAAAGUUUUUUUUUUCUAAUUAACUGUAAUUGUUCGUUUUGACUCUCCUCUCGAUCAUCGAGUUGAAAUCAAUCCGAGUUGAUUGCUGAUAUUUUCCAUUUGGAUAGUAACGGCGUGAACAUCUAGAACUCCCACGGAGUUCUCGUGCAAGAUGAUAACAAGUGUCAGGAUCGCGAUGAACGUCCGCCUGUCCCUGGUCGACUGAUCGCCAGAGACAGUUCGAGAAAGAGGGAGACGAGGCUUUUUCCAUCAACUAGAUUGAAAAACGAUGUCCGACAGAAGCAAGUGAGGAUCCCUUUUUUGCGUGUCCCCCUUUUUUUCGGUAAUCUCUACUCGACGGAAGAAGAUGUGCCUGCGACACUUGCUGCUCUGCCUGUUGGGCGUCAUCGUCAUCGUCAACGAAUCCGAGGCCAGUUGGGACGAAUGGUGGACCUACGACGGAAUUUCAGGACCUUCGUUUUGGGGUCUGAUAAACCCCCAGUGGUAUUUGUGCAGCAAAGGAAGACGACAGAGUCCUAUCAACAUCGAGCCUGACAAGCUUCUCUUCGACCGCCACUUGAGACCAGUGUCGGUCGACAAACACAAGGUUUCCGGGCAUUUAUACAACACCGGUCAGUUCCUGGUAUUCAGAGCGGAUCGGGAAGCGAAAGUGCGAGUCAAUAUAACAGGUGGCCCACUCGCCUAUCAUUAUCAAUUCGAGGAGAUCUACAUACACUAUGGAAUGGAUAACGAUUACGGAUCGGAGCAUCGCAUUAACAACUACGCUUUUCCUGCAGAGAUACAAGUGUACGGGUUCAACGCGGAACUGUAUCACAAUAUGAGCGAGGCGCAACACAAAAGUCAAGGCCUGGUCGCGAUCUCGUUGAUGGUACAGAUCGGCGAGACGCUGCACCCGGAGCUUCAGAUCAUAACGAGCGUGUUCAACAAAGUUAAGUACCGCGGCGAUUUUGCGCCCGUACGUCAUCUGUCUUUGAAGAGCCUCCUUCCAAACACGAACGAUUACAUGACUUACGAGGGCAGCACGACUCAUCCAGGCUGUUGGGAAACAGCAGUAUGGCUGAUCCUCAACAAACCUAUUUACGUAACAGCACGAGAGCUUUACGCACUAAGGCAACUAAUGCAAGGUCCGUCGACCACCCCGAAAGCACCCCUGGGAAACAAUUCGAGGCCGCUGCAGGAUCUUCAUUACAGGACUAUACGGACAAACAUCGAUUUUCACAAGCGACCGGAUGCGAAGUGUCCAUCGAUGGCUCAGGACAUGCACUAUAGAGAUGACUUUUUCUUUCCAGCGAACACGUGGCAGGACGAUGGCUCCCUCUCGCACAACGGCGUCGUCUGAAUCGCGGCCGUCAUACAAACCAGAGACGUUUUCGGCUUUCAAUGCGACAGGUUCACGCGAACAUUUCGUAAUAGGCAUGCAAAAAGAAAAAGACCACUGUGUACAGGCUUGACAAGGUCACGGUUCAGGGAACUCGAUUCGUCCAAAUGGCAGACAAAACUCUGCAGAUCUUUCUUAUUUUCGUUACGAAACGAACAAAUGAAAAAAGAUCAUCGAGAAACUUUCAUUUCAUUGCAUUUGUUAUAAUUUGAAAUUCGAACAUUUUUUAAUUCCAUUUCUGUGUUAUUGAAGGAAAUGUCAAAUAUUCGAAUCUUUUCCAUUUGAACUCGAAGAUCUUCUUUGGAAAUCUAUUUAACGAACCGAUAAAAGAUUUCUUUCCGGAAGCUUUAAAGCGAUUCAAUUCAAUCGAUAGACGUGACAUUCAAAAAUGUCAAAAGUCAAAUUUCGAAAAGAAGAUUGCAGAAGAAUCGGUUGUUCUAACUUGUACGUCAGAAUGACAUGUUGACAUCUUAACUGAAUAGAUAUUCUAACUAAAAGUAUUGCUGCAGGAACUAACGAACUACGUGAAUUUCGAUUAAUUUCAUUGAAAAUUGAUUCGUCCAAUGAUAGUACACGUUCGGUGGGAUCUCUCCCUAAGAGAAACGAAAUCGCAAACCAGUUUGAUACUUGGAAGCUAAAUUUACGCGCUGAUAAUCGCCAAUAGAUGCGAUAAUUAAAACGAAGAAACGAUCGAUAAAGAUUUACUGUAUUUCGACGUGGCACCGAUUUUCGUCGAUUCCGAGCAGCUGCAUCCACAAUUCGAAGGUGUGGAAGAAGAUUCACGAGCUAUCGGGGACGGGCACAGGGGUUCCUCGAGUUAUCGCGGCCGAACCGAUUUUGACGGGGAUGAUAAGUGUGUUGGAGCGCGGCUGGAAUUUGUAUUUGUCGCCUGAACACCUUCCGGAAAUCGUUCCUGUCGUUCGUUGGCGAAAAAGGGGAGGCAAGCGCUCGAAAUCGAGGCGAACGUACCAAGAGAUGGGAAUAUUUCGUGGAACGUUCGCCUGAACCAGUGUCCAAUGCCCUAAUUGAUCGUGUUUCUCGUGAAUUUCGAAAAUAGCGAGUUAAUUAGGAAAUAUCUCUCUGUUCAUGAUUGUGAAUCAAUAAUUGACGAUUUAAUAAUUCACGACGAAGAUGUAUGAUUUGAGGUGAAAUUGCAAAUUCAUUACGAUUCUGGGAAUUCAGGAUGAAUUAUUAAAAAUAAGGGAAAUUUGGAGAAGUUUGUACGUGUAGAAGAAUGAUAGCAGGUUUGUAUGUAAACGCGAUCGCUUUGUAAUAAUUCGUUGUGGAAGUCGACGCGAAAUUUGUCAGGUGUGUAAAUUGAUUCGGUGUAUUUUUUAAAAUCGUCGAAAUAGUUGUUGCACAAGUAUUGCGCAAGAGAGCCUAAGUCGUGCGUUCUCGUGAAACGAAACUGCUUUAAGUAAUGUUUCUCCCGAUACACUGUCCAUUAACAUUUUAUAUCUUUCCAGGUGUUUCGUUAUAGCGAAAAGAAAAAAAAAAGAAAAAAGCAAGAGUCGUGUAGAUGAUAUUUUCGUAGAAAGUAUCACAAAACGAACGAAUAUUUGAUCAAAGUAUUUAAUUGAAAAAGUUAAUAGAGUUAAAGCAUCAAACUAAUUUACACAUCGAAUAAAAUUUCACUGGAAUAUUCAAUAGAGAGUUCUAGGAAUUGAUUGAAAGAAAUCUCAUGGUAGUCGAUACGUUGAACUACAAAUAAAAACACUCGCCAUAAUUGUAUGUCUAAAGCAAACAUCAUUUCGUAAAUUGUCGAGAAGAACAAAUUUUAUUCGUAAUUUGUAUAAUGUAAGUGAUCGUAAAACUUCGCCAAAGAGUGACCAUUGUCCUUUCUGCGAUAUUUUUUUAUUUACUAAACCAGAGAACAAUCGUGUGCCUGUCGCUGCUAACAGAAGAAUCGUGCUCGUUCCGCUCUCGAAUAAAAACCACCCUCUAGAAAAGAAACAGAAGGGAAAAAAGGGACAGAGAACAAAAAUAAUAAUUAUAAUCCGGCCAUUGGCCGGGCACCAAACGACACUUGAAAACGAGGGGAUGGAAUUGUUGACUUACUUGACAGGUUUUUGUCAAUUAUUUUAUAACCAAUAUACGUAAACGUGACGCUAAACGUACGACGAAUAGAAACGUGUCAAAGUAAGAAAAUUUCGAAAUAGAUGAAGAGGAUGAUAAAACGAUCGAAUGUUCACGAUUUCUCUGAGCGGAACGAGCGAUUCGACGAAUAAAAAAAUAGGUUUGGAUGUUUGGAGGAUGAGAGUGGAAACUUAAAGAACGAUAAAAAGAGGAGAAAGAGGAGUGAUAUGAAAUUAGAGUCGCGUGCUAGACCAACCGCAAUCGCGAGAGGAAUAAAAAUUGGAUUGUUCAUAGCUUAGCCGAAUGGACGAAUGAUCCAGCGCUUUUGUAUAUAAAUACAGAUACUAAGAAACCGUAAGAAAAGGAACUACUAUUAAAAAUAGGUGUAAGCAGAUUAAGAGGACACUUAGAGGGAGGCUGGAGGAGGAUGUGUAUAGAAACCUAACGUUGUAUCAUACGAAAGUGAACGUUUAACGAUUGUGGUUAAUGAAUAACGAUAACAAUAAACGCAACGUUAUAUUGUA
Bombus impatiens (common eastern bumble bee) is the source of this 4753-nucleotide messenger RNA. RefSeq names its product carbonic anhydrase-related protein 10 (gene CARPA). Lineage: Eukaryota; Metazoa; Arthropoda; Insecta; Hymenoptera; Apidae. The record is from RefSeq and is a predicted model, not a curated record. Bases 1122 to 2114 code for a protein of 330 amino acids. The transcript is spliced from 11 exons. Gene Ontology annotation, molecular function: zinc ion binding; carbonate dehydratase activity.